AUGGGGGUUAGCGACAUUGCUGAUCAAUAUUUUGCAUACGAGAACAGAGUCGCAUCAUUUCAAACGGCACAGCAACUGACGAAGCGGAGGACAUCGAACGCGAGCGCGAAAGCACCAAAGUCCUUGAAAUGGCCACACAAAUUUCUUUCCCCUGAAGAGCUUGCGAAAGCAGGGUUCUUCUACUAUCCCCUCCAAAACAACCCCGAUAACGUAGCCUGUUUCCUCUGCCACAUGUCUCUCGAUGCAUGGGGGAAGCAUGAUGAUCCUCUUGUGGAACAUCUUAAACACUCUCCAGAAUGUGGAUGGGCAAUUGUAGCGAUGAUCGAGAGACAGGACGGGGUACUGAGUGAGGAAUCACCGGCGAGUAGGAGAAUGAUCGAGGCACGAAAAGCAACCUUCGCAGACAAAUGGCCACAUGAGAGCAAGAAGGGGUGGAAGUGUAAGACUAGACAGAUGGUGGACGCUGGUUGGAAAUAUACACCAACACCAGAAGAUGAUGAUAUGGCUACGUGCACAUACUGCCAACUGGCCUUAGCUGGCUGGGAAAACUCAGAUAAGCCUCUGGACGAACACUUUAGUCGCUCUUCAGAGUGCGCUUUCUUCACUCUCAUCAACCAGGUAAAAAGUCCUGCCGUCAAACGAACCAAACCCAAACGAGCCUCCAAAAUUUCGAGGCUCUCCACACAAUCGCAAUUUACCGUUGCGUCAGAUGCACAGUCUGUGACAGAUGUAGCAGCAGAAGAGGGAGAUAGUAUUUUAACAACUGCGACGAAUGCGACUGCGACCCAGGGUGGCAAAAAAAUGGGGAAAGCAAAGAAGGCUCCCGUAAAGGGCAAAAAGACUAGAACGAAGAAGACAGAGCCUGUUGAGGUUGAAGCAGCUCCAGAAUCAGAGCCGGAAGAUGCUGUUCCUGAUGUCAAGGCCGACGCCGCCCCGAAACCAACCCGGGGAAGGAAGAGGAAGAGCGAGCAAGAGCAUGAUUCUACAAUGUCAGCUUUGGAAGAUGCACCACCUCCACCAAAGCGCCGGAAUACCAGAACACAGCGAAGCAUGGCAGUCGAUGAUUCAGUAAUGAAAGACACUGAGAAUGUGUCACAACAACAAGAAGUUCCACAGAAGGGUCGAAAGGGUCGGGCUACUAGGGGAAGCACGGCCAUGGACGAUUCAGUACUCAGCGUGGCUGAAAGUGUGUCACGGGAGCAGGAGGUUCCACAAAAGGGCAAAAGGGGCAGACCUUCACGUAAAGCUUCAACUGCGUCCGUCGCGCCUACAAGGGCCCCCAUACCCAAUGAUGACGAAAUAGAUGCAGCUUUGGAAGCAGAUCUUGAACGGAUGAGUGAUGAAGAAAUUCCGAUGCCUCCUAAGAAACCUACUCGAGCUAGCAAAACAGGCCAUGCUAUGUUCAAUACCGAGCCAAUGGAAAUAGAUGAAGCGGUUAUUGAUGCAGAGCUUGAAGCUAUGGAGGUUGAUUCGAAGCCUUUGCCGAAGGCUAAAGGGGCCAAGGUAAAACAGCCAAGAAAGGUCUCUGCCAAACAACAGGCCGCUGCAAAGAGAGCCGCUGAAGCUCAAGCCCAGGCUCAAGCGGAAGUUGAAGCUGCUGCGGCUGUGAUUGAGGAGGAGGCAGAGAGGAGUGCCGAAGAAGAAGCAGCUGCUCAGCAAAUUGCCGUAGAACUCGAGCAAAGCAUGUCCAUUCAGCAUUCUUCACCCCUUCUACAACCAAAGAAGCAAAGAAGCGUUUCUCGCCAGCCUGCACGAAAGCCUGUUGGACGGGCUACUCGUGGAUCCACUUUGUCUACCAACGACCAGGAUACAUCUAUGACGAAUAGCGUUCAUGAAUCUGCUGCUGGCCAUGCAAAUGACUCUGGCCAUGAAACCGAUGCUAGCACGGCUAGCCAGUCGACUGUUGUGAGAGGUGGUACUCGACGUGGUAGCACUAUGAAGGGAAAGGGCAAGGGAGGGAAAAAGGGUGCUAAACACAUCGAAGAGAUUGUGCAUCAACACGUGGAGCAUUCUCUAGCAAUUGAGACCGAAGAGGAGAAUUUCUACACGCCUGCCCCCGAAGCGCCGCCCGUUAUUGAAGAACCCGUUGAAGACGUUCCAAAGAAGGCAGCAAAGCCCCGAGGCCGCCCAAAGAAGUCACAAACACCAGUCCCUCAGGACAGUGUCCUAGAAAUGGAAGACGUCCCAGAACCAAUGCAUCCAAAGACGAAGCAAGCGAAAGGCAAGGCACCUGCUGCGGUGCCUAGAUCUCCUACACCUCCGGCACGGGAGAUGACACCUUCAGAAUCACCGCAAUCCUCGGAUGCAGAAAAUCACCCACCUUCUUCAAAGCCCUCUGCGGCUACCAAGAAGACCGUUACGCCUCAUUCUACAAAACGUAUUCCCCUCGCAGAAACAAGCACACCCAGCAUGUCACCAUCAAAGCGAAACAUCAUCGCUGGACUACAAACGCUUCACCCAUGGUCUUCUGCCGACUUAGAUACAGUCUUCAUGAAGUCGCCUUGCGGCGGGAACGUGGUUAUGAAUACAAAGGCUCUUUUCGGAGAGGAGAUGAAGACCAGUGCCCUGGCAAGUCCGGAGAAAAAGAUGAACGUAGAGGAGUGGAUUCAUUAUAACGCUGAAAAGGCGGAAGAGAGGCUAAGAAAUGAGUGUGAGCGUAUGGUAAGCACCUUUGAGCAGCAAGGUACGAGAGCUAUGCGCGCGCUGGAGGGGAUUGAGUGUCUUGAAUAA
Messenger RNA from Lachnellula hyalina, 2730 nucleotides. RefSeq names its product Protein bir1 (gene bir1). The transcript has 4 exons. NCBI's taxonomy places the organism in Eukaryota, Fungi, Ascomycota, Leotiomycetes, Helotiales, Lachnaceae. The record is from RefSeq and is a predicted model, not a curated record. Bases 1 to 2730 code for a protein of 909 amino acids.